Messenger RNA from Soboliphyme baturini, 876 nucleotides. The record is from the annotation of a GenBank genome assembly. NCBI's taxonomy places the organism in Eukaryota, Metazoa, Nematoda, Enoplea, Dioctophymatida, Soboliphymatidae.
AUGAAUGCAAAAGAUACUGAAGGAAAGCACAACUCUGAUCAGCCGGCCCAAAGAAACUACCAUGCCAGUACGUUGGUUAAAAACUGUAAUGAGGCGCUUAAGCGCUGGGUGGAGAGCGAGCACGCGAUGGGCACAAUUCUGGACAGUGUUGGGGAGAUGACAGAGCGGGAUCGGUGGACCGUUUUCAGGAUGGCGUGCAUUGGAUUGGCCGUCAUGUUAGUUGCUCGACCCACCGCCUACCCGACUUCGCUUUUGCUGUGUACUCUGUACCCUCUUCAUCAGACGCAGCGUGCUGUGACCGUAUUCAUGAUCUACUUGUACCUGCCGCCGUUCAGAGGUGCUCGAAAGCUGUUCGAGCAGUGGAUAAACCCUGUGCGAACGAUCAUUUCUGGCGAGCUGGACAAAGGAGUGAUCGUCGGCGCCCACCCCUUGCUCCUGAAGACGCUGCACAUUGACAAACAGUUGCUAGAACGGACAAAUGUGACGACUCUCGUGAGCAUUUUCCGUCAUCCGGCCAUUCAAAAAUUCAUCAGUUGCUUUCUGCCAUUGGUGACAAGUGCAGUGGCAUCCGCUGGGGCUCGUUCUUCCCCGGACUCACGUUCCCCAUCUGAUCAGACGGCAGAGGAAGAUGCCACACCGCGGAGCAGCGUCGGCACGUCUGACGCUCCGCUCGCGUCCCAAAGUCGUGGCGGGUUCGCCACUGAUGUUAAAGACACUGAAGCCUCAGAGAAAAGUGAAGGAAGCACGUCGACUUCCAGUUCUUCCUCAUCGCCAACGAAUGAUAUAGAAUAUUUGUUGGAUGUUUUUAAAACCUUCUCGAGAAUGUUAAAAAAUCCCUCUGACCAUGCUCGUUCGUUGGACGCUGACUCUAAGUGA